This is a messenger RNA of Medicago truncatula (barrel medic), 825 nucleotides long. RefSeq lists its product as uncharacterized. Bases 353 to 652 code for a protein of 99 amino acids. The transcript is spliced from 6 exons. The record is from RefSeq and is a predicted model, not a curated record. NCBI's taxonomy places the organism in Eukaryota, Viridiplantae, Streptophyta, Magnoliopsida, Fabales, Fabaceae.
UUAAAAUAGGGCGGAUGAUUUUUUUCAUUUUCGCGCACAAAACCAAAAACCAAUAUUGGUGUAUUACACUCUCUCUCUUUAAUCCACCGUCCCAAACAUUCUCUCUCCUUAAUCUGAAAAGCUUCCACCGUCCCAAACCACCGUCCUCUCUCUCGAAACCGCCGUCCUUCGAUCCACCGUCCUUCAAUCCACCGCAUAAGCACUCUCUCUCUCGAAACCACCGUCCUUCCACUCUCUCUCUCUCUCUCGAAGCAAGCUUCAGUCACUCUCUCUCUCUCUCUCUCAAUCCAAACCAGCUUCCGUCAAAAUCUAAGGGGGACAUCCUAACAUUGACGUUGUAAGAAAAAAGUUCAUGAAUGCCAUGUGUAUUUGCCGUUGCCUUCAUCCCAAGUUAAAAUCAAAGUCAAGUAUAAUCCCAUGGAUAGAAAUAAAGUGUCCUAUGCAAACUAAUGGCAUUGAUUGUGGCUAUUUUGUCAUGCGAUUUAUGAAAGAGAUAAUAUUGGCAAAUCAAGACAUGAUCCCCGAAAAUUACUUUGGAGAUUACAAAUGUAAAACCUAUUCUAAAGAUAAGCUAGUUGAGGUCGAGGAGGAUUGGGCAACCUUUAUGGUCGAGUAUCUUAGAGACUAUAUUGCUCAGAGACUUAAACUGUAAUUGGUUGUGCUGGACUAUAUAGCUUGUCACGAGUCCUCUAAAAUUUAGGUGUUUUUUUGUUUGUAAUUGUGGCUGCUUUUAGGAGCUUUUUUUUUAUUGGCAAGUUUGGAUUGACUAGUAUUAUGACAUUCAGGAUUAAACUUAUGAUCAAUUUAUAUUGAGAUUAUCAUGAA